Molecule: messenger RNA, 4287 nt
Organism: Moneuplotes crassus
Lineage: Eukaryota; Ciliophora; Spirotrichea; Euplotida; Euplotidae
Source: the annotation of a GenBank genome assembly
AUUUAAAUGUCAAAUCGAAACAAAUUGAAAAUCAAGAAGAAGAGUGGUGGUGCUUCUGUGCUGUCCUACAAUUCUAAUAGAACCAAAAAGUUGUACGUCCCAAAGGAAGAACAGAUAGGAAAAAGAAUUGAGGACCUCCUAAGAAGCAAAGAGACUAAAAUCUAUACGGCUGUUUACAAUGCAAUUCUCGAAAAUUUAUCUACAAUUUAUACUCCGAAGAAAGAAAUGCUUUUGUAUAAGUUCGAUGAACUCGAAAGGGAGAGAUCAAAAAUCAUUAGAAAAUAAGAGAAAAAGGAGAGAGAAAAAGCGUCUCCUGAUGGAGAACACCAGGAAGAAAUUUACCUUGAUUGUACGAAUUUUGAAUCAAGCAGCCUUAGAGUACAGAAAUAUUUACUAUGAAGAUAAUUAUUACCGGCAGAAAAAGCUGAUUGAUAUUACAGCUGAGACGACGAAGCAAUUUAUAGCAGAAAAGAAUCCUGAGGUCUUAGAGGACCCUAAUUGGAAAUUUGAAAAAGAGCAUUAUGAUAAUCUUGACGAAGAUAACAAGAGUGUAAUAAAAAAAUAGAAUCUUAAAGCAGAUAAAAGAUUUUUAUGUUUCUCCUUACGAAGGGGAUAAAAAAUUUGCAGUCUCUUAUAUUAGCACGAUCACAAAAGAAAACUUCGGGGAAAAAGAAAUUGUUAAUAAUAUCUUCUUUUAUUUAAUCUUUGAUCUCAUCACUGAAAGCGACGACGAGGAAAUCAUUUGAAAUGUCUUUGAUUCUCUUUGCAACCUCACUCAGGAUGAAGAUACAAGAAAGAAACUGGCAAAGGAAGGAUACUAUAAGAAAGUUUAUGAGAGUGUUGACAUUUAUAAAUGAGGAAAAUAAGGUAUUAGCCAAAAUCUCUUGGAUGACCACUCUCAUAUGUUUCUAUCAAGAUAUGAUCAAAGAAAUUUUAGAUCUAAAUCUUCUAAAUAUUAUUUUGCAACUUUGAAAACCUUCUUUUGAGAGUAAGAUCAGAUCAAAUGCUGUUUUGGCACUCUCUUUACUCACAUAUCAUUCAGUAAUGUUCCACGAGCUUAUUAAUCAAGGGGUUAUUGAUCUUGUCAUGUCGUAUUGACAAGACACUGACCUUGAAGUGAAACAAUAUGCUACAUUAGCACUUGUUCAUUUUGCUCUAAACAAGCAAUCCAUCUCUAUUUUAAUCAAAAAGGGAGUGAUGGAUUUAUUCAACUCUUUUGCCAGUAUAAAUGAUGUAGAGAUUCAAACAAAUGUGUCUUGGAUUUUUCUAGCACUUUGAAAUAAUGGAAUCACUGGAGAAACAAUGCUUCAGAAUGGAAUUACUAGAGAUAUGUUCCUAGUUUCGUGAAAUCCACAAUAUAAUAAAAUUCGUCAUCUGGUCAUCACAGGAUUUGCUGAAGUGAGUGAAGGAGAGACAAACCUUGAUCCAUCCUACAAUGCAAUCAAUGACGGAGAAGAAAGCAAAGAAGGAAGUAGAAAAAGUCAAUCAAUCCAUAAAGAUAGCAGAACUGACUAUUCUAAAAGUGUAAAAGAAAAAUCUAUUGUUGGGAUGCAUAAAAAUUUUGAAGAGCAUCAAAAGGAAACAAUUAAUGUCUUACUAAAAUUCACAGUUUGAGAUAUAGAAAAAUAUCGAGUCAUUGCAUAUUGGGCUUUAAAGGAUUACAUUCUUUUAAAUUAUGAGAAUAAGCUAUGAGAGCUUGACAGUAUCAUUGAAGCCUUUAUUAUUGGCUCAACUUCUGACAACCAAGAAAUUCUUAGAGAAUGAGCCAAUUCUAUUUCUUUCUUAAUAACUCAUAAGUUAGUCUAUCUGCAGGCAGGCACAAAUGAGAAGAACAGGGGGAUUAUUGAUGCUUUAAUGAUACUAACAAAAUCAGACUCAAUGUUUAUCAGAACAAGAGCCUUCUCUACUUUAUCAACAUUGUCAACUUAUGCAUCUUCUGAUAAGCAAGUAUUGUCAAGAAUUGUUGACGAUAUGCAAAUGGAGGAAGGGCAGACAAGUGCUCAAUAUUUAAAAUUUAUUUCCAACAGAUUAGAAAUUCAAAUUAAUCAUUAUAAAUAAGAAUUUUUAUGAGAAGGGAAUUGAGAAAAAGUUUGAUGGCUUAUUUUCUCUCAUUAGUAUUGCCAAAGAACCAAACAUUCAAAUUUUCAAAGAAUGAAGCAAAAGAUGAUUAGCCUUGACUGAGGAAAAUGAGAUGGAGCUAAACCAAAUAUACUUUUUAUAUGUUUUCUCUGCCUUGACAAAUUCAAGAGAAGAGGAGGUUCUUCAAGAUCUCAUCCCAACUCUUAAUGAAGUAAGCACUUAUACAGCUGGAAGUAAAUCAAAAGUUAAUUUUGAUAUUGAUGAAAUAAUAAACCCAAGCACAGUUUUAUGGUUGUUGAAGAUUAUUGUAAAAUUCAGGGCAAAGAAGAAACUAUGAUUAAAUGCAUCCCAGACUCUACUAAAUUUAGUAUCUUCUCAUCAGAUUGCUUAUGAUUACCAAGAAGAUGCAAUUAUUUAAAAUGUUUAAUGCUGCUCUACUUUGUUUAGAAUAUGAGGGAAGCUCUGAAGAAGAAGAUAAUGAUCUUACUACUCCUAAUAAAGAAAAGAUCAAUAUAAAGCCUCCUCAAGAAAUAGAAGAGAUCAAAGAAGAGACUACUCCUAAGAGUAUGUUCCAAUCAAGAACAGAUCAAGACACUCUCAAAAGUUCAUCAAUCACAGAUGAGAGUGUGGACAAGGCUUUAGAUAAAGAACUAGGUAUACCUGAAGAUGAGGAAGGAGCUGCAAGAAAAUCAGUAACUUAUUCAAGAGUUCAUACAUCAAUAUUUAUGAACUUUGAAAGAGUAAAAUCAAAGCCUCCUUCUAAACCUACAUUUAUUAGUGAUUUGAAACAAUCUGAUUCUAAGUAAACAAUCAAGUCAUAUAGGUAUGGUUCUGGGAAGAACUGCUGGAGAUGAUCCUGAAAUGUCUCAAGACGAACUUAUGGAUGCUCAAAUAAUCAAUUGCUUGUAUAAAGCAUUCACCCAAGAUUCUUCUCACCACUUGAUGUUUAAUGAAAACCUGAUUCAAAUAGCAAUGUCUUGUCUAGAAUUCUGCCAAGACAUCUCUAUUGAUGUGAAAAGAAAAAUAGCAAGACUCAUUAGCGUAUCAACUCUUAUUCAAGAAAGAUUGAUGACCAAGGAAAUUAUAAAGGGGAUAAGCCACUUAUUAAGUCACAAAAACGAACUUGAAAUGGUUAACCAUACUAUUAAAGCAUUAUCUUAUAUGUCCAUGAACCAUGAGUUUUGAUCUUCUUCCUUGAGUAUCGAUAUUAUGAGAAAAUUGGUAGAAUUAAUUCCAAUAUUGAAAGAUAAGGAUCUUUAUAUUCUCUUGAUAACAAUUUCUAACAUAAUGAACGGAAGAGAUGACAAUAAGGAGAUGUUCUAUAACAGCGAACCUUUCCACCUUUUUGAUUUACUUGACAAAGCUCAAGCUAACAAGGAUCAUAAAGAUUUUGUGAUAGGAGUGUCUCUUAUUACAAAGGAACUAUUCAACCAUCCAAAAAUUCUUAAUGAACUGAAAUGAGAUGAAAAUAUUAAAUCAAAAAUUGAAGAUUACCUAGUCUUCCUUUUCACGAUUUCCAAGUCUUCUGAAGAUAAUAUUCCAAUCAAACACGAGAAAGGAGGAAGCAAAAAGAAUGAUAAUUCAAUUUUCAGUGAAGAAAAUCUCCCAAUCAAACUUGACGAAGUUAAAUUAGAAAAAUUCGGGCUAGAGACUGCAAUCUCAAUAUUUAUUAAGAAUGAAUGCUUUUAUUUAGUUGGAAAAUGGCUCAAAUUCUUCUGAAAUGCAGCGAAUGACCAAAUUUCAGACAUAUAUAUUGAUUUAUUCUUUUCAUUAAUUUCUGAAACUGAGUCAGAGUUGGAUGUUUACGAACUUAUGAAUUCUAUCACCAAUUCAGAUUUCAUUUCUCUAAAUACAGACUUAGAUGAAGAAGUUGAGGAUAAUGACGAUAAUCAAACUGCACAUAAACGUUUUAAAUCAAAGCCUGAUCAAGAUUUUUUGUUUUCAAAAAUAGAGAGAAUAGUGACAGCUUGAAUUUCACAUUUGGAGAACUCAUCUUCUAGCAAUCCAGAACAUAAAGCGAUCAUUAACUCUAAUCUUGAAUGGUUAUUGUCUAUUCUAUAUGAGAUUAACUUUAGCCCAGAAGUAGAAACGUUGUACAACAAAUACCAGCUAAUUCCGAGGAUUCAAUCACUUUUGGACCAACAGCUAGAUCCAUCAUUAGCAGACCCACCAUCUCCAUAAUUAUGAAAUUUAAACUGAUUCUAAAUA